GCCAGCAGUCUCCCAGCUUUGCUUUGCACCAGGAGUUACAAUGAAUUUUGCAGCACAGUUUAUCUACUCCAGGGUCUUAAAAAACAGAAGUCCCAGGGACCGCUACAGGGAAGACGAAGACUACGAUCCUUUCUGGCAAAGGUUGGAGAAUAUUGCUGUCUGACUUAGAGCUAGAGUGCUCCUUUAUCCCCCUCAGGGGUCAUGGUCAGCCCUCGGGGUCCCCCCAGGGCCAGGCCCACGGACAUGACAACCCCUGGACCCCUCCUGCCUCCUUAUGGUGUCGUAGUUGGAGUUUUGCUUCGCCUCGUUGUUUAUUUAGUCGCUGUGCUGUAUAGUUAUGCUGAGCAGCUGUUCUUGAAAAAGGAUGACAAUAGAAUAAAGAAACAAGAUAUCCUGGCAGUUUGUGAUCUUCACUGCUGUAAGGAUGUCCCUGUAAGAAAUGGCCUUAUUGGGCAGAAGCCACCCUCUAUCAACCCUGAGAGACUGAAGGAUUUUGGUGAGGAGGAUUACCUGAACGGGGAUGUGAAGACCUGGGAAAUGAAGAUAGUGAGCCGAAAUGAGGAGUUAAUUAGGGAUGCCCUUUCCUGCAUCCCUCAGCCAAGCAGUAGGACCAGCCUGGCAGGCUGUAACAGGCUGAUUCGAUUUGAAGACAUUAGUGCAGCAGCCUUCAAAAUCCAGUGUGGUGUUCAGAAAACCCCCUGCAUGUAUUCUAGGCUAUCCAAGCUGUAUGGAAUGGACAUCUACCUGAAGAAGGAGUUCCUCCAGUACACAGGGUCUGUGAAGGAACGAGGUGUGCUUUACCUUCUGAUGUCAUUGCCUCAGGAGCAGCAAAGAAAAGGGGUGAUCGUGGCUUCGGACAGUAACUUUUCCAUGGCUGUUGCUUACCACGCCUCAGAGCUCCGUGUUCCCGUGUUUGUCAUCCUGUCCACCAGCACGGCUCCGGCCAGGGUCAGGAUGUGCCGCGACUAUGGUGCCAUGGUCAUCUCCUACGGCACCACUGCCAAGGAUUCCCAGGUGCACGCCCGCCGGCUGGCACAGGAGAACGGCUACCUCUACCUGGAAGAGGAGGACAGUGCUGUGUACCUGUCAGGCCUGGGAACCGUGGGGCUGGAGAUGUAUGAGCAGGUGCCAAAGCUGGACGCCGUGAUUUUCCCUGCAGGAGGCCACUGUGGCUUGCUGGCAGGGUCAGCUGCUGCACUCAAACACCUCAACCCAAAUAUUUCUGUAAUUGGAGUUGAAUCUGAAACUUUCCCAGUAUUGCAACAGUCCUUAAAAGCUGGCCACCCAAAUGAUGACCAGGCCUGCAACAAUCAUCACUUCUAUGGAGAUGUGAGUGGAGUUUGCUUUGGCAGCAAUUCUUUGCAGCUGACUGGGAAGCUUGUGGAUAAAGUUGUUGCUGUGAGGGAGGAGGACAUCCUCAUUUCAAUGCUGAGACUGCUGGAGUAUGAGCGAGCCACGGUUGAUGCAGAAGGGGCCAUUGGGCUUGCAGCACUGGUGGCAGGGAAGCUGCCUGAGUUGAAGGGUAAAAGAGUGGCAGUUGUUAUAUGCAGUGGAAACCUGGAAUUACAUUUGCUGCAACAGUGCAUAGCUCGUGCCCUGACCCUGGAUAACAGAGUGUGCAGAUUUUCCCUUGUGAUUUCUGACUGCCCAGGAGACAUGUCAAAGCUACUGGAGAUUUUGGCUCGGGAGGAAGCAAGAGUUUUGGAUAUCAAACAAGAACGCACAUUUGUGACAUCUGAGCUCUUCACUGUCGAGGUGAUCUGCACUGUGGAGACCAGAGACAAGAUCCACACAGCCCAGCUGAGGAAUGCGCUCUUGGAACGCUACCCCACAGUUGCCUGGACUGAGCGGUGAUGGGCACGGGGUGGGGCACGAGGGCCUCUGACAAGGACUCUGCAGAGCCCCAGCCUUGAGGCUUUCACAGCAAAUAUUAUCUUUCAAAGCUGAACAGUUAGCAAAUAGUUUCAGGAUAUUGAUUUCCUGCUCAAAAUGUAGUAAAUAUCUUUGGGGGAAAAAAAAAGCUCAACUCAGAACGUUAGUUUAGCUAAGGGAAGCUCUUAGUCUCUGCUGGUGUUGGAAUUCCUCAAUUCAUUAUCAGCUGGCUGCCUGGAUUUUAGCUAGUUUGUAGAACCCAGUGAUAUUCCAUAAACAGGGAGAAGGCAUUUCUCUUUACAUCUGAAUGUAGACCUCUCAAAGGUCUUCUGAUUUUGAUGCCCAUUGUUGAAGUAAUGCAGCUCCUUCUGCUGGACCUAGCCACAUUACAAGUAGAGAAAUUUUCUGUUUCCAAGCCGGAAGCAGUUUUCUGUUUGCUAAAUCUGCUUCAGAAGGUGUGUGGGGUUGAACAUGACUAUGUUCUGAUCUUUGCUACCACGUGAGGAAAAAUUAUGCUAAUAGAAGGUGAUUUAAACACAGACAGAAAACCCCUUGGAAGAUAAAAGCCAAUAUAAUUUUUUUUUUUCCCAAGGGAAAAUGAUCCUAUUUGCAAAAUCAAAUUCAAAAAUAUUUUGCAGAAAUUGAAAAAAAGUAUUGAGUAUGAUUAGAACCCAUAAAUGGAACACAAAUAUAUUUCUUCCCUCUGCUUUUGGAGACUCGGUAUAAAAAGUUGCAACUGGCUUGUGUUUCUAUGUAAAAAGGGGUCUCACUACUCAUGUGAAUUUUGUAAAUAGCAUUCCACUGAUUAUCUUAGUCUGUCUAAAACAGGCUCUAUCCAUCUCACCUGACAGAUUGAGUACACUGUUAAUAGUGACAUAUAUUUAAAGACCACGUGUUAAUAGCCAAAGGCAGUGCUGGGAGAAGAGGAAGCCGAAGUCUUAGGCACAUGGCUAAUGCAAUUAACAAAGAACACAUUGACCUAAAUACCAUUUUUAUCACUGCAGGCAGAGACCAACCAAUAAUAUAACAGAGUGGGAUGGCAAGAAAUAUAAGAGAAGUUCAGACCCUCUUCCAAAUGUGCACACCACAGAGUUGUGCCUUUUCAUUGGGGCAGAAUUUAACUUUAGCUCUGGAAGACCUUACAGCACCUUCCAGUACCUAAAGAGGGCACACAGGAAAGCUGCACGGGACAAGGGGCAAAGGCUUUAAAGUGAAAGGGGACAGAUUUACAUUAGGUAUUAGGAGGAAAUGUGAGGCUCUGGCAUGGGUUGCCCAAAAAAAUGAUGGAUGUCCCAUCCCUGGAAGGAUUCAAGGCCAUGUUGGCUGGGGCUUUGAGCAUAUGGUCUAGUGAACAGAACUCCAUGACAGGGAGGUUGGAACUAAAUGGUCUUUGAGGUAUCUUCCAACCCAAACCAUUCUGUGGUUCCAUGAUCCAUCUCUCUGUGUAGCUUAUACAGGCAAGAUGGGAUGAGAAGGGCAGCAUUGUGGCUGUCUGUAGUUGAAUUUUUCUAAGAAAUAAUCUGUUUGCUCCUUCUUGUUGUAGUUCACAAGGGAGCAGGAGUACAGAGUCUUACAAAUGGUGGACAAAAAAUAGAAGUUUACAGGUUUGGUCUGUUUCUGGAAGGACCGUAUUGGUUUGCACAUGGAACUAAAAGUUAUUGAUGCCCCAAUGGUUAGUUUUGUUCCCUUCUUGCCAUCCAGAAUGAUGGGUAUAGGCUUUGGUCCUGUAAAUCACAGCUGUGUCUUUUCAGACACAACUCUUUUCUCCACUGUCAGGAGAGUUUAAAAAUCUGCAUGGAAAUAGAUGACAGAGUCCCUAUUACAUACUUGCUACUUCCAUUGGAAUGAGAAAUGAACCACAUCAUCAAAGAGCAGAUUUGGGGAUGAAAACCAGCUAUUGGUAAGGGUCUAACUACCCUCUCAUGUGUUUUGGCAAAAGUCUCAGGAAAUUUUGAGAAUGUCUCAGGUACCUAUAUGAGAAGAAAAUGGAGUUUUAUAACCAAAGCUCUCAGUAGUGGUGAACAGGUCCUGCUGUAUGGGUAUUUGGUUUAAAAUUUUGUAUUAUCCUGGCCUUUGUUGUUUUAGAAGCUCAGUGCAUUAACAGCUUCUUUCCUAAUCAGUGGGAAGUGCAUUUAGCAAGUCUUCACAAAUCUGGGGCAAGAAGAUGCAGCAGAUUGAGCAACCAAAAAUCAAUGCACUUGAAAUCACUAUACGAUUUUGGAAAUGUGUUUGGGUUGGGGGGAAGGAAGAUGAUGUCCAGAAGGUGCUUAAAAUGUCAAACAUGAUAUUUGCAGUUUGGUUUUAUUUUUAUUAAUUAUAAACAUAGUUUUAAAGUGUAAAUCACUCUGCAGUAAUGAACACUUUCUAUGUCAAUAUAAUAAUACCAGAGGUGUUUUACAUUCUAUAUUGCCUUUAUUGAAGUCUCACUGGCUUAAAAGAAAAAAUUAAGAUCUUCCAAGGGGAAAAAACCCUCAAAAUGAGACAUUUAAAUGAAUGUAUGCUUGGAAAGAAUAAUUAAAUACCUGUGCUGCUAACCUUUUCCUUUUUUAAUUAUGAAAUAUAAUAAGAUCUAUGGCAUUUCAAAGAUCUAAUAAUGUGGUUUUGAAUGCUUUAUUUAAAGAAGUAUUUUUAUAUAGAGUGUUCUUAUGUACCUUGAAAAAAACUUUAAUGAUUAUUUUAAAAUUUCACUAAUGGUUAAAUCAGCAAAACAUAAAUCUAAGCAUGUAUUUAUUUGAAAAAUAAUUAAAAUUCUGCUAUGCCACCUCAA
Onychostruthus taczanowskii (white-rumped snowfinch) is the source of this 4639-nucleotide messenger RNA. Its product is annotated as putative threonine dehydratase. The record is from RefSeq and is a predicted model, not a curated record. Lineage: Eukaryota; Metazoa; Chordata; Aves; Passeriformes; Passeridae. Gene Ontology annotation, biological process: L-threonine catabolic process; L-serine catabolic process. The transcript is spliced from 12 exons. Gene Ontology annotation, molecular function: threonine deaminase activity; L-serine ammonia-lyase activity. The coding region runs from base 202 to 1854 and encodes 550 amino acids.